ACACUUUUGUCGCUUUAGUUUGGUGACUCUCAAAAAUACAAAUAUUUUGUGUGUCUGAUAACAACUUGUUGCUUUGAGCAGAUAAUAUUAUUAAACAUGGAUCCUAUUGCAGAUAGUGUGUGUCCUGAUAACGAUAAUGAAAAGCUUGGCGCUGUUCGCGAUAAUAAUAAUGCCGAGGAAACAAUAGCUCUUUGUUUAGAAAUAAAUGAGGUGCCGAGUAGUAUCAACGACGAAGAUCAAAAUGAAAAGAUUAAAGGCUUAAUCAGGAUUGAGUUGCAUGAGGAAUUGGAUUUUCCAGGACAUGCAAAGCUUGGAGAGUUGACUCAGUUUGAGUUCCAUGAGGAAUUGGAUUAUCCAAGUCGUAUCCAAGAAGCUCAAAAUGAAAAUAUUGAGGAUUUGGUACAAUUUGAAUUGCAUGAAGAGUUUGAUUAUCCAAGUCGUAUCAAAGAUAAAGAUCACGAUGAAAAGAUUAGAAAGUUGAUCCAGAUUGAGUUCAACGAAAAUCCGUAUGAUAUAAAAAAAAAGGCACAAGAUGAAAGUAUGAAAGAUUUGGUUAAUGAUGACAGCCCUUGGUACGAAGAGGAGGAACCAGUCUAUAAAUUUGGCAACUCGAAGCAAGUAGAAUCAGAGUAUAUUGACUUAGACUGGGACUUUAGUUUUGGUAAUACCAAAAGUGAUGACGAUAUAAUUGGUGAUUUUGUCAAAAUUGACUUUCCCAAGGCAGAAGAUGGAAGCGUGAGCGGUAUCUACAGCGGCGAUGUUGAUUUAUCCAAAAUGGAAAAACUUUUCGAGACAUCGGAGAUACUUUCCUUGAAAGAAACUCUUGAGCAAAACGGCUUUGAAGAUGCGCACGAAAAUCCUAUAUGCUCUGAUAGCCAAUAUGUUGAGGUUAGUUCCUGCGUUGACAAUGAAACACCCAUAAUACCCGACUUUGAAAUUGAUUAUGAUAACAUUUAUGAGAACAUCGCGAACGCGAGCAAAAUUGAAAAGCACCUGCAGCUGCUCUAUAGACCCUUCACCUGCCUCGUAGACGUCAGCUGCCGUUUCAGCCUGUACGAGCUGGCGAUUCUGUUGGAUGAGGCCCGCUACGAGCCCGCCCAUCAUCCGGCAUUGUUUGUCCGCCUACGUAAUCCUAGUGCCGAGAUAAAGAUAUACUCUGGCGGCAAAAUAACCUCCAUGGCCUUGACAGCAGUUUCCGCGCGCACAGCUCUGCUAAAGGUUAUCCACAUGGUCGAGGAGCUUGACUACAAGGCGGACAUCACGCACUUUAGUAAGAAUAAUGUGCAUGCCUCUUUCUGUCUGCCCUUCAAAAUCGACCUGGAAAUGCUGAGCGAAUUGCAUAGCGAACACAUUUCAGGUAAUCGUGAUGUGCGACCCUUCAUCACCUACAAAAUCGAUGGCACCGCAAUAAGAUUCGCAGUGUUCGCCAAUGGCUAUGUGCUCGUCCUGCACUCCAAGCAGCACAGCGAGACUCGAGCGGCCAUAGCUGGCUUCCUGCCGAUCUUGGCGCAGUUUCAGAACGGUUACUUAACUCCCUCCGAGAAGUACGGCACCCUAAGUGGCGAUAUCUCGUUUAAGCUGCUGUGGGAACGCAAGCUCGAGGAGGAUAAGGAGGGUGUUUUACUCUAUUCUUAAGGGCUGCUUUUCUACAGUAUUUCUUUGUUGUUCUUGUAUUUUUUUUUUCAAAAAUGCUGUGAACAUUUGUCAUAAACCAA
This is a messenger RNA of Drosophila novamexicana, 1715 nucleotides long. RefSeq lists its product as uncharacterized. Lineage: Eukaryota; Metazoa; Arthropoda; Insecta; Diptera; Drosophilidae. Bases 97 to 1635 code for a protein of 512 amino acids. Gene Ontology annotation, biological process: DNA-templated transcription initiation. Gene Ontology annotation, molecular function: DNA binding; RNA polymerase II general transcription initiation factor activity. The transcript has 2 exons. The record is from RefSeq and is a predicted model, not a curated record.